Molecule: messenger RNA, 1623 nt
Organism: Rubroshorea leprosula
Lineage: Eukaryota; Viridiplantae; Streptophyta; Magnoliopsida; Malvales; Dipterocarpaceae
Source: the annotation of a GenBank genome assembly
GUUCCUUACGUUUCGAUAUUUUAAUAACCGCCUCACGAUUUCUUAACCAAACAAAUCAUUGCGAUACACAGAGAGAGAUUAGGGUUUCGAUUUCAUCUCUUCACGAUGUCGUACUCUAAAAGGUCAAGGUAUUCCCGUUCUCCUUCUCCUUACAAGGGGCGUGGCAGGUCUGUGUCGAGGUCUCUUUCUCGGUCAAGGAGCUUAUCGAGCUGUUUUUGUUCAUCUGAUUUGCCUUACGGGAGCUCUGUAAGUGAAGUUGAAAAUCCGGGUAACAAUUUGUAUGUGACUGGAUUGUCACCUCGUAUGACAAAAAGGGAAUUGGAGAGACAUUUUGCAAGUGAGGGGAAUGUGAUUGAAGUUCAUCUUGUUGUUGAUCCAUGGACAAGAGAAUCUCGAGGGUUUGGGUUUGUUACAAUGGCCACAAUUGAAGAAGCUGAUCGGUGCAUUAAGUAUCUUAAUCGGUCUGUUCUUGAAGGAAGAGUUAUCACAGUCGAGAAGGCUAGGAGGCGGAGAGGGAGGACUCCAACACCAGGACAGUAUUUGGGCUUGAGAACCGUUCGGGUGCGCCAUCGAUCACAUAGCUGCUCUUCUCGGCGGUCUCCCAGUUACUCUCCAUACCACAGGAGUCCAUCAUAUUCGCCUGAUAGGAGUAGGAGCAGAUCUUACUCCCCCUCCCGUGGCCGGCGCAGAUCUUACUCUCCAUACCAUAGCAGACGCAGGUCUUAUUCUCGAUCUCGCUCUCCAUACAGUAGAUCACCAGAUGACCGCUACUACAGAAGGCGAGAGAGGUCAUACUCUCCUGAUGGUCGUCACUACAGAAGGCGUGACAGAUCUUACUCUCCAGAUGAUCGGUACUACCGUAGGCGUGACCGUCACUACUCACGAGAUGAUCGGUACUACAGGAGGCGGGACAGGUCCUACUCUCCAUAUGACUCAAGGUAUGAUUCUCCGGAUGACAGAUAUCACAGGAGGCACCACUCACCCUCUGUUUCCCGAAGCCCUACACCAUCAAGGUCAAGAAGGAGCUUAAAGAGGAGGAGCUAUUCUCGCAGCGUCAGCCCUUCCAGUUCAAGGAGCUACUCCCGAAGUGCUUCCCCUAAAGAAAGGAGCUCAAAGAGGAGCUAUUCAAGAAGUGUGUCUCCACCACCUGGGGAAAAGACCAAGAGUUCAACUAGACGGCGUGACAGCCGCUCUCCAAGCAGGAUUGCAAGUCGAACCUCGAGAUCAGUUUCAAGAACUGCGAGUCCAAGGUCGGAAUCACCUUCUAGAUGAAGGUGGUAAAGAUCUCUGAUGCUUUCCUUAUUAGGGAUUAUCUGGUAGAUGAUUGUAUUGGACAUCGAUGGUACUUGUGUUACUCUUAGGUUUAUAUAUAAGUUGUACUCCUGAAUGACUUGUUAAUAAGUGGUUUGCAGUAUCAUUUCUAUUUCCAUCAUUCUUAGGCUUAGUUAAUGGCUCAUCUCAUAUAUGCUUGUUUGUCUUGGAGUUGUCAGAUUUUUAAUCAGUCUUUACAAUGUGAAUUUGGUUAUAAUUGAAUUCUGGAGCACGGUCGUUGGAAUAUGUAUAAUGUAUGUGGAGGCUCAUUUCGUUUAGAAUUUUUUUUUUUAAUAUAAUUUUUAUAUAUUA